AUGAUAUGGUGCAAUUUCAGUAGUCCGUCACUACGGCUGCUUUCGCAUCUCAAUGUCUCGGCACCCCUGCUGGGUGAACAGGUCGAAGUCGAAGAUAGUGGCAUUGCUCUGGAUCUAACGUGCUCUGAACAUACCUCCAAAUUUCCUCUGCCUAAAUCUACGGGCGCCGUGGCAGAGCCAUCGACUCUACCUGGGCCAGACAUUGAUUGGGAUCUCUUUCGGCGCGAACCUUUCCAGACGAAAAACUGGCGGCGUGGGGAGACGAGGGUCAAGCUUAGCACUUGUGGACUGUUGAAUUACUAUGACCCGGUCUUUGAAAGUGCCGGAAUUCCUAGAGCGACGGAAGAACAGAAGGCAUUGAAUCUUACUAGCGACGGCUCGUGGACCGGCCCUGGGAGAGUUGCAACGAGAUUUGCGGCAUUGCAAUCUUUGACUCGCCGACGAAGACUGCAUAAUUUGCAGAACAUCACAUCGGUGGAUGCUGCAAUCAUGAGAGCCAACUCGGAGUGGGUCAUGCGGACCUUCCUUGAUAGUCAAAAUUCAGUUCGUGCCUGGAUGAUUGAUGUUCGCGACCAGACACACGGCUCCCUUGUACCCUUUCUGCAGUACCCGGAAAACAUUUCGGAGGAAACGUGGACUAGGGUUUCCAGUAUCUUCAAAGAAACGUACUCACGCUGUCGCUUUGAACACACCCGACUACUCGACGCAGAUCUAGGUGUGGAUCUCAGCCACGAAGAAGCACUCCUGAAGUGGGCUGUCGAGGAAACUAUGGGUGGUAUUUGCUCCGUCAUCGUCGAAGUAGGGUUAGCCGUUGAGGGAAGAUUGAUGUCCGAAUUCAACACUCCCCUCAACUCAUCUACAGCUUUACUCACAGCAGAUAUGAGGCAAGAUGUACAACAUUGGGCCUACGGCAUCGAAGAACUGAUGGCAUGGCUAGGAUGGGCAGGAGAGUGGAUCAGCUGCGACAAAAAAUGCGAUUGGGAUGAAAGCUGUGUCAUCCCGAUGUGGCCAUUGAUCCACUGGGUAGCGGUCGACGCAGACGCCCUUAUGGUGGACCGCCACCUUAUCGCUAUGGCUACCCGGGUAACCCUGGAUCUGGAACUCCAGGUAGUGGAGAAUUGCCUCCAAGCUAUGUAUAUCCCAGUAACGCAACUGGACGCCAAGGUAUUCCUUCCUGGGGAAUGGGUGAAGAAGAUCUGUGGACACCGAAAUGCGUCAAAUCUGAUUAUUUGCGAGGAUCUUGACAUGGGCUCCGCACGAGCCAAGCGAGUUGAUGACUUUUCGAGACACGCUGUAUUCCGAUCAGAUUUCAUCAAGCCUUGGACCGAACACCUGCAGCCUUGCCCUCUACUUUGUCUCGCUUCGCCGACGAAGUAUAUACGAUCGAUACGAUCCAGGAACCUUAUUUCGACUUCUCUCGACUCCUACCGAGAAUGCCAACCUGUUCUGUCAGUGAAUAGUAAUUAUGAUGAUGUUUCCAUACGAAGAGACUUUGGCUUGUUAAAGCCCAUAUCCUUUUCAGAAACCGGAAUCACUUAA
This is a messenger RNA of Drepanopeziza brunnea f. sp. 'multigermtubi' MB_m1, 1539 nucleotides long. Lineage: Eukaryota; Fungi; Ascomycota; Leotiomycetes; Helotiales; Drepanopezizaceae. The record is from RefSeq and is a predicted model, not a curated record.